Aspergillus candidus is the source of this 1536-nucleotide messenger RNA. Its product is annotated as cytochrome P450. Gene Ontology annotation, molecular function: monooxygenase activity; oxidoreductase activity, acting on paired donors, with incorporation or reduction of molecular oxygen; iron ion binding. Bases 1 to 1536 code for a protein of 511 amino acids. NCBI's taxonomy places the organism in Eukaryota, Fungi, Ascomycota, Eurotiomycetes, Eurotiales, Aspergillaceae. The record is from RefSeq and is a predicted model, not a curated record. The transcript has 4 exons.
AUGUCUCUCGCCCACCUGACAUUCAAAAUGAUGGAUCUCUCAUCCAGACUCUACUAUCAUCCCCUCGCUAUACCAGGCUUCAUCCUCCUCGCCACUACAAUAACAAUAACCCUCUACAUAAUCUACAACAUCUACUUCCACCCCCUACGGUCCUUCCCCGGCCCCCUCGCCAACUCCGCAACGCCCCUCCCCCUCUUCCGCUCCAUCCUGCGGGGCACCCUUCCCCACGACGCAAAACGCCUCCACGCCCAAUACGGGCCCGCCGUGCGCAUCGCCCCCAACGAAGUAACGUUCACCGACCCCUCCGCCUGGAAGGAAAUCUACGGCGUACGGCCGGGAAAACCCCAGCGUCCGAAAGACCAGCGCCAUGUAUCUGUCGGACCGAACCAUAUCCCCUCCAUGCUGCGGACGGACGACCGCACGCACGCGCGGUAUCGUCGGGCCCUGGCGCCGGGGUUCAGCGAGGCGAGUCUACAGCGGCAGGAGGUGAUUGUCCGGGGAUAUAUCGAUCUACUUGUUGAGCGGUUGCGUGCUGCCACAGCUGCAGGGGACGGAAGUGCAACAGUCGAUAUAAGCAGAUGGUACAACUACACAACAUUCGACAUAAUCGGCGACCUCGCAUUCGGCGACUCCUUCGGCUGUCUGCAGAACUCGCAGUAUCACUUCUGGGUGCAAGUGCUCUUCAGCCACUUCCACAAUGCGGCGUGGGCGAACAUUCUACGACGGAUUCCGUGGGGACAGAAGCUGAUGCGGUGGAUUAUUCCGCGAAAGGUGCGCGAGGAUAAGCAGACGCAGAACGAGAUGACGGGGGAGAAGGUGCGCGCAAGGAUCGAAAAAGGCGAUAAUGAGCGCGCGGACUUCCUCAGCCACGUGCUUAAGCAGCCGGCCGAGAAAGGGAUGAGCGAGGACGAGCUGAUCUCGAACGCGUACGUGCUGAUCAUUGCGGGGUCGGAGACGACAGCUACGCUGUUGUCUGGCGUCACGUAUUAUCUCCUGACCGUGCCCGGGGUGAUGGAGACACUGCAAAAGGAGGUAAGGGGGUCGUUUCGCUCUGAGGAGGAAAUCACUUGGGCAGCUGUGAACCAGCUAAAGUAUACCCUGGCUGUGCUGAACGAGGGACUGCGCAUGUAUCCGCCUGUGCCGUUUGGGUUUCCGCGGAUCGUGGAGGGAGGGGAUUUCAUCUGUGGGAGAUGGGUUCCGGGGGGGACAUCCGUCGGCGUCCCCAUGCUCGCCACGCACCGGUCACCCCACAACUUCAAAAACCCCGACGAGUUCAUUCCCGAUCGGUAUAUGGGCGAUCCGGCCUACGAAGACGACAAGCGGCAUGCGGUGCAGGCUUUUAGUUUAGGACCGCGCAACUGUCUUGGUCAGAAUCUGGCCUACGCCGAAAUGCGCCUCAUUCUAGCACGCAUGAUCUGGAACUUCGAUAUGGAGCUGGCGGACGAUUCGCAAAACUGGAUCGAUCAAAAGUCGUUUGUCGUGUGGGCCAAGGGGAGUCUUCAUGUAAAGUUGACUCCUGUCCAACAUGGACCGUAA